This is a messenger RNA of Stylophora pistillata, 1061 nucleotides long. RefSeq names its product clathrin light chain B. Gene Ontology annotation, cellular component: clathrin coat of trans-Golgi network vesicle; plasma membrane; clathrin coat of coated pit. The record is from RefSeq and is a predicted model, not a curated record. Gene Ontology annotation, molecular function: clathrin heavy chain binding; structural molecule activity. Gene Ontology annotation, biological process: intracellular protein transport; clathrin-dependent endocytosis. NCBI's taxonomy places the organism in Eukaryota, Metazoa, Cnidaria, Anthozoa, Scleractinia, Pocilloporidae.
UUUGUGCCAACACGAGUCAUUGCGGUUACCAACAUGGCGGAUCUUUUGGGCAGUGACGAAUUUCAGGAAGAUCCAGCAGCCGAGUUUUUGGCCAGAGAACAAGAUGAUCUCGCUGAGCUUGGUGAAGAUUUCGGCGGAGAACAGACAGAAGCUAAUGUGAUGAACGGACUUGACGAUGGGUUAGGGGAACUGGAUCAUCAGCCAGUUGUUAAUGGAUUUGCAGAUGAAGAAAUUUCAGGGGAUCACCAGCCUGUUGUGUCACUUGCAAGGGAUUCUGAACCAGAGUCUGUGAGAAAAUGGAGGGAAGAAAAAGCAGCCCUUCUUGAGAAAAUGGAUACAGAAGAAAAAGCAGAAAUACAAGAGUGGCGUGAAAAAGCCAAGAAGGAACUCAAUGACUGGUAUGAAAGACGAGAUGAACAAAUAGGAAAAACACAAACAAGCAACAGGGCGGACGAGGAAGCCUUUGUUGCAGAUCGAGAUGACAGCUCGACUCCUGGUCAUGACUGGGAACGAGUGUGCCGCAACUGCGACUUUAAUCCCAAGGGAACAAAAAAUACCAAGGAUGUUUCUCGUAUGCGAUCAAUUUUCUUGCAACUGAAGCAAACACCUCUUGUAAAAGAUUAGUACUGCAAUUUCUCACUUAAAUCGUAAUCGAGUAAAAUACUUGUUACAAUUAUUGGUAGUCUCGCUUUGAAGUCAUAUCGUCUAGAGCAGUAAAUCUAAGCCAAACUGCUGGUCCUAUUUUUUUUUUUUUUUGUUCCUUUUCGAUUUAGCUAAUUGGUGUGGUGAUCGAUUGACCCUUAAUCCAUUUGCCCAUGACGUCAGUCUUAAGGAGUAAUCCAUGUAUUGAUCAGUAGAACUUUUUCUAAUGACAGAAGAUAGGUUUAGGGGUGACAGUGUCAAAGAAUUUUCAUUUAUUACAAGAGCUGUUACUUGGCUUUAUUUUGUAAUUCUCUCUUCUGUCAGAACGGUAUUCAACAUACUAAAACCUUUACUCAAUUUGAGGGGUCAACUUGUAGGCUGCUCCAGUAACCAAUUACAUUAAAUGCAUUCUUAUGUGA